GUCAUCUGCUUAUCGUAUGUUACAGACUGACAAUCAGUUUUUUACACAAAUACUAACUUUUAAAUAGUCAUGGAUGAUUAAAGUCAAAUCUGCUAUGGCUAGUUAUUGAAAGAGACGCCGCAAUGAGGUAUCGCAAAAACAGAUGUGCCUCGAGGCGUAUCUGAAGCAAGGCAGUGUUGUGGCUGUCAGCUGAUUGAGUCACUUGUCAACAAAACCCAAACUUGUUAUUCAGAGCCAGCGUAGAGGGGGAGAAAAACUCAUUGCUGAGUGGCAAGGUUUUUUCCAACAGCUUUCCGAUGGCGAUGCAGAGCUUUGAUAAGCUGCCCCUGGAAAAUGCACUGGAAGAUUCACCGCAGCUGCGAUCUCUGGUUGGUGUGUUCAGUGAGGAUGCUCAGGCCCUGCGAGACUAUGUGACCACCUUGCACCAGCUGUCCUCCAAACUUGUUGCAGCACACAACCAGCUGACAUCUGCUUACCAGGAUCUAGCAAAGCACCUCAAAGCAUAUGGCACCAUUGUACAGCCAUCAUGCAUGAAUGUUAAAUUCCCAGUGAAUGGUGAUGCUGAUGGUAUAGUUGCAUCAACACUUUCACAAUUUGCCAAACAUGUUUCUGAAAUGAGUUCUUGGGAGCACAUUGUAGCAACACAGAUUGCAGAUGGCGCAGUUUAUCCUCUGUCAAGAUUCAUUGAUACUGAACUCCAUGAGAUGGAAACUAUGGCAACUCUGUACCAGAAUGCUGGAACUGACUUGGACAGGGCCAUUACAAGAUACAGUCGUUGUCGCCGCCGGGAUCCAGAACAGGAACACCGCGAAUCGAAUGAGGAUGUGUAUGUUUCGAAAAAAAAAUUCCACCAGAUGGCUCUCCAUUACUAUUCCAAGUUGAACCUGUUGCAGUAUUCAAGGAAAUCAGCAUUGCUUGAGCCUAUGCUGGGACUCUUAGUAGCCACAAGAGCACACUAUAAUAUGGGUCAUGAUGCUCUUGUGACCCCAGAAGUGGAAGACUUCUUAGCCAACAUUUCUGUCUGUGUUAAAAGUGUUGUUGAAGACCAAGCAAAGGAAAGAGAAGACACACUGGAGCUGAUAGACUCCAUCAUUACGCAGUCACAGCUGAUGUACUAUGCCGAACCGCCUCCAGACAUCGCUUCAUUGCCACCCGAUACAACCCUCACUAAUAAAGCAGGAUAUCUCAAUGUUCAGAAAAAGUAUAUGGGUGUGAUGAGCUCUUGGGAGAGACAGUUCGUGUUCCUGGAGGGAGGAAAUCUGAUGAGUGUUGUGAAGGGCGAGGCAGCUGGAUCACUCCUCUUAGAGGUGGACUUGACAACCCUCGUUCAUGCUACAGAUACGGAUGAUCGGCGACACGUCUUCCAGGUUGCUACUAGUAAAAAAUCCGUAACCCUUCAGGCACUCAAUGACCGAGAGCGAGAUGAAUGGAUGUUAACAAUCCAUAAUUUGGCCAAGGAUGGAGGAUAUGUCAAGGAUGAGAAGGCUGCCCCAUCCUCUUUGUUCUCGGGGGUUGGCCAGUUUUUCGCUGAUAAGUUCCAUGCCGCAUCAGCUGCAAUGGGCUCAGCUCCUUCUACACCCACAACAGCAAGUGCAUCACCUCCAUCAAGCACUGCAGCUUCUGCUGCAAUGCCACAAGCUGCAGCAAUCCCACCCGACGCUCCUAUUGUGUUCGAUCUUCUCACUUCACCUGAGGAAACAUUUACGCUUAAUCUCGAUAGUCAGAAUGACAGCGAACAAGAUGUCACAGAUGAUGGUGCGGAGGGCAAAGUCGUAAAACAAGAAACUGAUAAGUUCUUCACAGUCCGCUUCCUUGGGUCUAUGGGUGUCAAUGUUGAUAAAGGUAAGUAAGAGUGCUCAUUUAUC
Messenger RNA from Penaeus vannamei (Pacific white shrimp), 1865 nucleotides. NCBI's taxonomy places the organism in Eukaryota, Metazoa, Arthropoda, Malacostraca, Decapoda, Penaeidae. The record is from RefSeq and is a predicted model, not a curated record.